AUGAUCCAAGAGAACUACAAGGACGGCAGUGAAAAAUACAGCAGCAAAUAUAGAGAAUAUAAUUAUUACAGGAGUUAUAUAAGCGAUAUAAAAGGCAAGUACAUGGGUUUUGGAAACAUGCAAAGGGAUAGCCCCAACGGCAGGUAUUUUAAUGACCCUCGAAGGAACAACAAUUACUACUACCGCAAUCGGGAGGGGAACCUGCACGACGGCGCGUACGGGAAUUCGCACAGGAAUUCGCACAGGAACUCCUACAGGAAUUCAUAUAAAAAUUUGCACAAAAAUUUGCACAAAAAUUUGCACAAAAAUUUGCACAAAAAUUCGUACCAAAAUUCGUACCAAAAUUCGUACCAGAACGGGUACCACGACUCGCACAACCACGUGUACAAUAGCGGCUUCGGCAAUGCGUACGGCAACCCCUACGGGAGCGGCUUCAAGCUGCUGAAGGGGAAAAGAAUCAGGAGCUUCAACAGCACCAGCAACUCCAGCCGGAAAGGAAAGCUCUUUAAAAAAUUUAAAAACUACGAUGUGGACGAAAACAUGAUCAGGGCGUAUAAAAAUGGGAGGAAACGCAGCUACUCGUCCAUGAGGGAGAUAAAUGACAGGGAACAAAGACACCAUAAGGUGUACCUAGAGUCCAAGUACCACCACGAGGAGCAUCAAAAUAAUUAUUUAAAAGGAUUUGACUUUACCAGAAAAAGAAACUACUAUUCGUACAAAAAAAAAUUGUACAAUAGUGAUAGAAGAAACUACGAUACCCACUUUGGACAGGGGAACAUUUUUUACAAUAAUGAGUAUUACCUUUUUAACGACGGCGCUACGUUGAAGAAGAAGAAAAUGUAUUAUGGGAAUAAAAAUAGCUUUCGAACGAAUUCGAGAAGUUAUAAUGGGCACUCUGACAGGAUGAAUAAUAAAAGGAAAGAUUCCAACCGAAAUGGGAAGUACAAAGCGACCGCAGUGCAUCAGAAGGAGACAGGCAGUUUGGGAGGGGGACCAAGUGCAACCAGUGCAACGAGUGCAGCUACGGCGGUGAGAAUUUGCAGCUAUAAGGACAAGGAUGACAAAUCGAAUAAAUCUUUUAAGUUAAAAAAUACCGAUACGACACGAGAUGAUGGUACAGGGAAAUCGGACGUGAGGGAUGAAAUUAUGGGAAGUAGGAGGAACCUCGUCGUGUGCAGUGAUAAGGAAAAAGGCUCUCAGCAAUCGCUGCGUAAGUACACUCGAGGGGUAAGGAAAAGGAGAAAGGCCCCCAGCAGUUACAGCGGUACGAGAAGUGGACGCAGGAGCAGGCGAAGGAGCAGACGAAGAAGUAGGCGAAGGAACGCGCAGCGAAGGAGGCGAAAAAGAGAUAGCCUCAGCAGCAAUGAAGAAACGGGAACGAGUGCUCUAUCACGAAGAGGAAGCAGCUACUCCUCAGUUGAAAAUAAAAAAAAAAACCAUGCCGAUAGGUACAGCAGUGAGUCCUACAGGUAUACCCCCUCAGACGAAUCCACAGAUGAUAUAUCGUCGAGAAAAAAAUACAACCACAAAAGAAACAGAACAAAAUUUUCAGAUAUGGAAGAUAACAACAAUAGGAAGAAAAAAAAAAAAAAAAAAGAAAACUACGAUUCUGAUGACGAAAUUGUACAUUUUAGUUGGAAGAAGGGAAUGGUCCUAAACAACUGUUACGUGGUGAUACGAAAAAUGGGGGAGGGGACCUUCGGGCGAGUCCUCCUCUGUCAGCACAUGGACACGAAGAAGUACUACGCGGUGAAGGUAGUACGGAAUAUUAGGAAGUAUACCAAAUCUGCAAAGAUAGAGGCAGAUAUUUUGAAGAAAAUCCAAAAUGAUGAUUUUAAAAAUAAUAAUAUUGUAAAAUACCAUGGAAGGUUUAUGUACUACGAUCAUAUGUGUCUCGUCUUUGAGCCACUUGGUCCAUCCCUUUACGAAAUUAUCACCAAGAAUAACUACAACGGGUUUCAUUUGGAGGACAUCAGGCUGUACUGCAUCGAAAUGUUGAAGGCUUUAAGUUACCUCCGCAAAAUAUCCCUAACGCACACCGAUUUGAAGCCAGAAAAUAUUUUGCUCGACGACCCCUAUUUUGAGAAAACGUUAGUAAGUGUUAGAAGAGCUACAGAUGGAAAGAGGGUUCAGAUUUAUAGAACCAAAUCUACGGGCAUAAAAUUAAUCGAUUUUGGUUGUGCCACUUUCAAGGAUGGAUACCAUGGGUCUAUUAUAAACACAAGACAGUAUCGUGCUCCGGAGGUUAUUCUAAAUUUAGGUUGGGAUGUGUCAAGUGACAUGUGGAGUUUUGGUUGCGUCUUGGCUGAAAUGUACACAGGGGACCUUUUGUUUAGAACCCAUGAGCAUUUAGAACACUUAGCCCUGAUGGAAGCUAUCGUUCAGCCAAUCCCCAAAAAAAUGAUAUGCGAGGCGGUUAGAACGAAUGGGGCUAAAUAUAUAAAUAGGGAUGGUCUUAGAUUGGCCUGGCCAGAAAACGCCUCUAGUUUUGAGUCCAUUAAGUACGUCAAGAGGUGCCUACCCCUGCACAAGCUUAUAAGGAACGAUUUGUUUUGCGACUUUUUGUAUAGCAUACUGCAGAUCGACCCCGCGCUGAGGCCGGCCCCCGCCGAGCUGCUCAAGCAUAGGUUUCUGCAGGAGAGUUGUGGGUACUACUAG
This is a messenger RNA of Plasmodium vivax (malaria parasite P. vivax), 2658 nucleotides long. RefSeq names its product serine/threonine kinase-1, putative. Gene Ontology annotation, biological process: protein phosphorylation. The transcript has a single exon. Bases 1 to 2658 code for a protein of 885 amino acids. Gene Ontology annotation, cellular component: nucleus. Lineage: Eukaryota; Apicomplexa; Aconoidasida; Haemosporida; Plasmodiidae. The record is from RefSeq and is a predicted model, not a curated record. Gene Ontology annotation, molecular function: ATP binding; protein kinase activity.